AUGGUCGGGGGGGGGCGGUGGGAGCGGGGACGAGGCGCAGGACGAUCCCUGGGUGUGUUCCUCCGGACCUUGCCGGAGCUCACCAGGCUUUCGGUGGAAAGCUGCUCCUUGACCAUGGAGGAUCUUGAGCAGAUUGCCCGAGCACUCGUACGGAGCAGCAUCCACCGCUUGGACCUGGCGCAGAACCGCUUGCGCUCGGAGGGGACGCUCUUGAUUGCCAGGAUGCUGCCAAAGUCACAGAUCCAAGACCUGGGUUUGGAGAAGAAUGAGAUCGGCGACAUUUUGGUAUUGAAUGAACUGAAGCUUGCUCAUGAUAAGAGGCCCUUUGCAGGCCUUCGCCUUGCAGGAAACCGAUUCAGCAAUAGUACGCUGAACGCUUUCUCAGCCUCUCUCAAAAAGAUGGCAAAGGUUUGCCCGCCAGGAUGCAGGUGCUUUGAGGGUCGUGGCGAAGUGAUGUGA
Durusdinium trenchii is the source of this 459-nucleotide messenger RNA. The record is from the annotation of a GenBank genome assembly. NCBI's taxonomy places the organism in Eukaryota, Dinophyceae, Suessiales, Symbiodiniaceae.